This is a messenger RNA of Coffea eugenioides, 2109 nucleotides long. Its product is annotated as exocyst complex component EXO70H1-like. The record is from RefSeq and is a predicted model, not a curated record. Bases 119 to 2080 code for a protein of 653 amino acids. Gene Ontology annotation, biological process: exocytosis. NCBI's taxonomy places the organism in Eukaryota, Viridiplantae, Streptophyta, Magnoliopsida, Gentianales, Rubiaceae. Gene Ontology annotation, molecular function: phosphatidylinositol-4,5-bisphosphate binding. Gene Ontology annotation, cellular component: exocyst. The transcript has a single exon.
UCCGCUCACCCCAUUUUUGACAUCUCUUCUUCUCUUGCCUGUCUUUUCGCCCGGACGUUAAAACGAAAACAGAACUUGGGAUUCCUGUAACUAACUACUCCUUUUGCAACUUACCAUCAUGCCCAGGAAACCAAUGAGAACUGUGUUUUCUUCUCCAACAGCAUCAAAGCCCUCUGCUUCGCCUUCGCCGACUCCAACGCGGCCGAGUUUUUCCGAGUCCGUAAUGGACCGAACCCUUGAAUUAGCCGGACCGGUGAUCGCGAAAUGGAGCCCGGACACCGCCCCCUUUGCCAGUGCCAGGGUGGUGGUCACUUCACUCUUCCCCGACAACCGUGGAGAAGCCAAACACUUGAUCAAGUGCGUCAACAACUUGCAGAAAGCCAUGCACCUCCUCCUCACCGAAAAUCCUACCUCCCCAAAACUCGCCAGCGCCCAAAACCUCAUGCAGACCGCCAUGAAGACACUCCAGAGAGAAUUCUACCAGCUACUGUCCAUGAACCGGGCUUAUUUGGAUCCUGAAUCCGUCUCCUCCUGCUCCACCCGCACCUCCAUUCACUCCACCUCCGAUUCUGAUUCCGAUUCCGACGACGACGACGAGGCGGCUGAUUCCAUCGUCCAAGUCGAAGACGCCUCGAGUCUAGUCAUGGCGGAUCUCAGACUGAUUGCGGAGUGCAUGAUAUCUUCUGGCUACGCCAAAGAGUGCGUCAAAAUCUACAAUAUUAUUCGAAAAUCCAUCAUUGACGAAGGUAUGUAUAGACUUGGGGUCGAGAAAUUUAGCUCGUCGAGUAUUCACAAUAUGGAUUGGGAGGUUUUGGAUGACAGAAUUAAGAAGUGGCUGGAUGCUGUGAAGGUCUCGGUCAAGACUCUGUUCAAUGGGGAAAGAAUCCUCUCCGAUCACGUUUUCGCCGCUUCGGAAUCCAUUAGGGAAUCAUGCUUUACGGAAAUCUCAAGAGAAGGAGCCAUGAUUCUCUUUGGAUUCCCCGAAAGUGUUGUCAGAAAUAGCAAGAAAUCUCCCGAAAAGGCGAUCCGCGUGCUCGAUAUGUACACCGCCAUUGCCACUCACUGGCCGGACAUCAAGUCCAUUUUCUCCUCCGAGUCAUCCUCAACCGUCCGGUCUCAGGCCAUCACGUCCCUGAUAAAAAUGGGCCAAUACGUGAGGACGGCCUUGGCGGAAUUCGAAUCCGCGAUCCUGAAGGAGCGUUCAAAAUCAACUGUAGCGGGCGGUGCCGUACAUCAUUUGACCAUCGACUCCAUGAAUUACCUCUCUCUUCUUGCCGACUACAGCAACCCACUUUCGGAUAUCUUAGCCGAUUCUCCGCCUCCACCUGCGUCGACGUCGACCUUGCUGGAGUCCUACUCUAGUCUCUCCGACUCCGGAGAGUCUCCGGCGCCCACAAUAUCUCUCCGAUUUGCUUGGCUCAUCCUGUUGCUCCUGGCCAAACUCGACGGCAAGGCGAAGCUGUACAAGGACGCGUCCCUUUCGUACCUCUUCCUAGCAAACAAUUUCCAAUACGUCAUCACUAAGGUCCGUACAUCCAACCUCAAAUACCUCCUGGGUGACGACUGGCUGCCAAAGCAGGAAGUCAAAGUCAGACAGUUUGCGGCCAACUACCAACGGCUGGCAUGGGGCCACGUCAUCGAGUCGCUGCCCGAGGUUCCCGCUAUUUCUUUGACCCCAGAGGAAGCCAGGGAAUGUUUCAAGAGAUUCAAUGCGUCGUUCGAGCAGGCGCACGAUAAGCAGUCUGCGUGCGUCAUACCAGAUAGUAAGCUCCGGGACGAUAUAAAAGUGGAUUUAAGCAGGAGGAUAUUGCCAGUGUACCGGGAAUUUUACAACAAGCACGAAGCCGUAACAGUGGGGAGUGAGAGAAAUUUGGGGUCCAUUGUUAGAUUUAGCCCUGAAGAUGUGGGACAUUGCCUUUCGGACUUGUUUUUUGGAAACGUCGGGUCUGGGAGUUCUUCUUCAUCGUCUCUCCGGUCUCCUCCUUCCCACACGCGGUCAAAAAAAUUUUACACCAGUUUUGUAGGUCUCACAACACGAUACGCACUUUCUUUUUUUGGUUCUCCUACAAUCAAGUUUUGAAUUUUGUUACAAGUGGUGUUGUAAAGAUG